Tremella mesenterica DSM 1558 is the source of this 739-nucleotide messenger RNA. RefSeq lists its product as uncharacterized. Gene Ontology annotation, molecular function: structural constituent of chromatin; protein heterodimerization activity; DNA binding. The record is from RefSeq and is a predicted model, not a curated record. The coding region runs from base 172 to 588 and encodes 138 amino acids. Lineage: Eukaryota; Fungi; Basidiomycota; Tremellomycetes; Tremellales; Tremellaceae. The transcript is spliced from 4 exons. Gene Ontology annotation, biological process: nucleosome assembly. Gene Ontology annotation, cellular component: nucleosome.
GAGUAAGGGCGUUCUUUGUUGGUGUUGACUCUAUUUCCUUUGCUUCAACUCACGUCUACAAGAGAUACAUUAAAGUCCCUACUUUCUUCCCAUUCAUUUCUCAUCCACUCAGUCGUCUUUUACAACACUUUCAACCUCUUCAACUUCAACCAACUUUUCCAUCUUAUCAACAUGCCCCCCAAGUCAGUAGCCGCUAAAGCUCCCGCUUCCACAGCUAGCAAAGCCCCCGUCGCCGCGUCCAAAGUCCCAGCCAAGAAAACCGCGGCUGCACCUAAAGAAGGUGGAAAGAAGCGAGGCAGCAAGAAGAGAGUGGAAAGUUAUGCUACAUACAUCUACAAAGUGUUGAAGCAAGUCCACCCCGACACUGGUAUCUCUAACAAAGCCAUGGCUAUCUUGAACUCCUUCGUUAGCGACAUUUUCGAGCGUAUUGCAUCAGAAGCUUCUAAGCUCGCGUCUUACAACAAAAAGUCUACCAUCUCUUCUCGUGAGAUCCAAACCGCCGUCCGUCUUAUCCUUCCCGGUGAAUUGUCCAAACACGCCAUCUCUGAGGGUACCAAGUCGGUCACCAAAUUCUCUUCGUCCAAAUAGGCGUUUCGAUCAGUGUAUAGCCUAGUGUAGGAAGUUGGGGUCUGUGUGGUCGUUUCGUAGUUGCUUGUCGUCCUAUCUCCGGUUCGACGGGUACAAUUCUUUCUUCGCUUUCGCUCUAUCAUGUUUGAGAUGAAUUCUCUUUUGUCGCUUU